AUGGAGGGCAGCGAAAUACCUCGAAUACUGUUAAGAAAGAAGAAGUCUCCACUUCAUGUAAGUUACUAACUGCUUUGGAUGGCUUUCACAGGGAAUUACGGCAAAAUUGGGUAGUUUUUCAUAAAUGUGUUACCUAAUCUUGCGGAGCAUUUUUAAAGCAGGGGGAUUUUUUGCUAAUUUUAAUAUUUUUAGGAUCCCUGCGUCUUACAUCGCAAACUUGAGUAUCCAAUUCCAAGGAUGUUGAAGUCCAUGGCAGUUCCUCGGAUUCCACGAACGAACCAGGUAAUUUCUGCUACUUCCGUUAUUUUGUCCAAUUUUUAGGCUUUUGACCAUAGUAAUAAACCUUUUUGCCAUUGUAAUAUACUUUUCAAGAAGACUUGGGCGAUUUUUGCUUGAUUUAGCCGUAUUUUAAUCUUUUCUUGAUUAAUUCGAACAAUGGUGUCUGCAAUAAUGUUUUUUUUUCAGAUUCCACGAUCAGGAAAUGGAUACGAAGGACCCUCGCAAAGUCUGGAUUCAAGCCGUCUGCCGAAAACGAUUGGUUUGGAAACCAACCUCAAGAAUGAAAUGGACAAAUCAAAUCAGGUAUGUCAUUGUUUAUAUUUGUUUUUAUGUUGUUUUAGGAAAAAAACCAUCGAAGUUUUGCAAAUACCAUGACGACGACGGUCUCGAGCGAAGACUCAAGGCUUCCCAAUGGCUUCCAGGUCAGCCACAAAAACCCCUUAAAACAUGAGCUGAAGACGACCAACGGUUUAGAGGGAAGGUUCUCCGUGGAAUCUGCUGAAAGCCUAAAAAGCACGCAACGGUCUGGAGAGCGAGUAAGGCGCAUCAAAGGAGAAGGACCAACCAGUGGGGAGAGCAGAAGGAAUGGACCAAAGGAAUCACAACUUCAAACUCGGUCCUAUUCUUCUGAGGCACCACAGACAUCAGGCUCGAUCUCGGAAGGACCCUUUCCCACGCUGCAGCCGACUGACAGAUCACAGCCUCGCAGUGUCGUUGAGUCAUUGCGUGUAUUGGAUAAGCAAAUUCCCCGAGAUUUUUUUGUAGAAACUGAAGAAGAAGAACGCAACGACAACGUCUUCUCAUCAGACACCGAGAUGUUCUUCCCAAGGCGGUCUCAACGAACGCUUAUGGUGGGUAAAUUUAUAUUGUACUUGUUAGUCGUCUCAAGUUUUGAUUGUCGUGAUGGCAAUUUUAGCGUAAAGUGUAUCGUACUGAACGUUUUAGACAAUUAGGACAGUUCUGACGCUAAAAUAUACAAAAGUUCGGCGUUUCUUCCGUUAUUUUUGAUCAUUUUAGGCCUUUUUACUGCCUAAUCUUGUUGGCCUGAUGUUAUGCUAAAGGUUUUUAUACCCUUUGUGAAAUUUCGGGUGCUAUCCCCUGCUUUUUCUGGAAAUUUUUUUGUCGAUUUACGCUGAAAAGUCGUAAGGAUCUAGAAUUUUUAGAAACUAAAUUGGUCAUUCUUGUCAAAACGACCGAUGAACUAAGCUAAAAUUUAGCCACGGCAAUAUUAACGGUAUUCAUCAUAAACUGUUUUAUAAACUUACUUUCAAAAGCUUCAUAAGUCCGAAUUUCUACUUUUUGUUAGCCAAAAUGACGGAAAUUUGACGUGAUUUUAAAAAAUUUAGUCAAAUUAACCCAGAUACUAAAAGUUUUAUUUAACUCCAGACGGCUCCGUGGACAAAGCGGGUGGAAAACUCAAGUGAAGAAGAUACUUUGUCAAUCAAAAACCAGCCAAACAAAGGGAAGACUAAAGAAAGAUCCAGGGGAAGAAGAAAUCGAUGCGAGUUAGACAACUCCAAGAAGAUCGGAACAAAACAAUACAUUCCCAACUUCGUAGAAAUAAAGGACAGGCUUCCCGUGAGAGAAAUUAAAGCGGAAACUGCAGAAACGGACACGUUGGACACAAGUGAAGAAGGUCAAACUGCGCUGUGGAAAAAAGAAGAAGGUUUGACCGCAUCCGGGAAUACCUCUGAAGAUCUGGAAGAUCCAUCUUUCCCUAUAAGUAAUACGUUGGAUGAAGCGGAGCUCUAUGAAAGUUUGGGAGAAUUACUUCCAAAAAAAGUUGUAUGGUAUAAAACAGAAUUCCCGGAUAGCAGCCAAAACAUAACAUCUUUGACUCCCAGGUCAGCCAGGUUGACCGUCCACCGACGGGGAGUACCCCCUGUGAGUUUUUAAAAAAUAUUAUAUCAGUCUGUAAGGGAAAAGAUGAAAAAUUUUGGCACUGUCGUGGUGAUGCUUUUGGUUCGAUUGUACUUCUGAUUUUAAGAUCUGUUCUCUUUUUUUUGCUAAAUCGAGAUGUGUAUUUAUGGAUUUUCCAGGUUUUUUGCAACCAAGAAGUUACUUUUUGGACCAGCAUGGACCUAAAGGGCGACAUCUUGCUCCAUUGUUCACGAGAAGAGAAAGAAAUCUUCCGUCUAUUGCUAAAUGAAGAGACGGUGACAAAGUAUGGAGUCAAGUCAAAAAUCUACACAAUAUUCUUCACGGCUGCAAAUGAAGGUGAACAUAGUGUUCAAGUAGACAUUCAAAUGGCAGACAAACAAAGCUUUGACAAUUCAGUCUGGACAAUCGAUAAUGCAAGUUGAUUUGAAGCGAUUAAUCCAUUCUUUUUUAGCUUUGUCGACAAAAGCAAUUCAAGAUUGAGAGAGGAGGGCGAAGUCAAUAG
Bursaphelenchus xylophilus (pine wood nematode) is the source of this 2662-nucleotide messenger RNA. The record is from the annotation of a GenBank genome assembly. Lineage: Eukaryota; Metazoa; Nematoda; Chromadorea; Rhabditida; Aphelenchoididae.